Molecule: messenger RNA, 1068 nt
Organism: Andrographis paniculata
Lineage: Eukaryota; Viridiplantae; Streptophyta; Magnoliopsida; Lamiales; Acanthaceae
Product: protein EXORDIUM-like 2
Exons: 1
Coding region: 41-946 (301 amino acids)
Source: RefSeq, a predicted model, not a curated record
GCUAGGGAUUUGGCACUCCAAGCUUUGCAAAUCCAUCUCGAUGGCCUCAGCUAUGGUCCUGCUUCUGCUUCUGCAACUUUUCUCCUCCUUUUUCUUCUUUACAUCGCCUUCCAUGGCGGCGUUGGUGCAGCAGCAACCGCUGCGGCUCAAGUACCAUAACGGAGCUCUGCUCAACGGUACCGUCACCGUUAACCUCAUCUGGUACGGAAAGUUCACGCCUACGCAGAGAUCGAUCGUCGUCGAUUUUCUACAGUCUCUCAACUCUCCCAAAAUCGCUGCUCCAUCCGUCGCUUCGUGGUGGAAGACCACCGGAAAGUACCACGGCGGCGCCGGCGCGCCUACAGUCGUCGUCGGAAAGCAGUUCCUCGACGAGAACUACUCCCAUGGGAAGUCCCUGAAGAAUGCUAAUAUUAUAUACUUGGCCGCCAAGGGCGGCCACGCUAACGGAGCCGUUAACCUCGUGCUGACGGCGAAGGACGUCGCCGUCGACGGUUUCUGUAGGAGCCGCUGCGGCUCCCACGGCUCGACUCGGGGAGCGGCUCGGUUCGCUUACGCGUGGGUCGGGAACUCGGAGACUCAGUGCCCGGGCUACUGCGCCUGGCCCUUCCACCAGCCAGUCUACGGCCCUCAGACGCCGCCGCUCGUGGCGCCGAACGGCGACGUCGGCGUCGACGGGAUGGUUAUCAGCUUGGCCACGGUUCUGGCCGGGACGGUGACGAAUCCGUACAACAACGGAUAUUUCCAGGGUCCGGCGGCGGCGCCGCUGGAAGCCGUCACGGCUUGCCCGGGGGUUUUCGGCUCCGGCGCAUACCCGGGAUACGCCGGGAGCGUACUGACGGAUAAGAGCAGCGGCGGCAGCUAUAAUGCGCGCGCCGUUAAUGGCCGGAAGUACCUUCUUCCGGCGAUGUGGGACCCGCAGACGGCGCAGUGCUCUACGCUCGUCUGAAGGGAGGGGAUUCGGUGCGGUGAGGUGCACCGUACCUGAAUGCCUGGUUGUAUGUAUAUUUUCCUCUAUUGUAUAAAAGAAACGUUACAUAAAAAUAAUAAUGGUUUUUUUUUAGUUUUCAA